This is a messenger RNA of Pseudophryne corroboree (corroboree frog), 4560 nucleotides long. RefSeq names its product ADNP homeobox 2 (gene ADNP2). Gene Ontology annotation, biological process: regulation of gene expression. The coding region runs from base 226 to 3354 and encodes 1042 amino acids. The record is from RefSeq and is a predicted model, not a curated record. NCBI's taxonomy places the organism in Eukaryota, Metazoa, Chordata, Amphibia, Anura, Myobatrachidae. Gene Ontology annotation, molecular function: DNA binding. The transcript has 4 exons. Gene Ontology annotation, cellular component: nucleus.
GCUGAGCAGCAGCUCCCACUCCCAGGCUGACAGUGCUGGACACACAUAGUGCAGGGGCAGGAAAGUGGGGCAUAUUGGGGGGCAAUAUAAAGUGUAAAGUCCCCCCAAAACCUACUGAUAAUGAUUACACAGUAGCCAUACAGGGACUGAUAGGGGACCCUAGAUCCCCCCCAAAACAAUGAGAGGGGGCGUGGCCUGAUUGGACACUUGGUGCAUGCAAAUUGCAUGGGUGCUGACGUCACUUCCUACCUAUAUACCCGGCCGCCAUUUUCUGGCGGUGAAAGAGUCGGGGGAAGGUUCGUCGGUGACGGGAGAGGAGCGGACACAGCUCCCCGGCCAGCACGCCCACCCACACGCACUGCCAAAAUGUUUCAACCACCUGUUAAUAAUCUGGAUAAAAUAAGAAAGGCACGGAAACGGGUGAAACAGUUGCUACUGCAGAUUGGUUUAGAAACUUGCAGAGAUGAAUUUGAGGAAAUCAACACUUAUAAUCCAGGAGACACACAUUAUUCCAGUACAUCAUGGGAGGAUGUCUCGCUUUGGGAAGCUAAUGGACGCAGAAAUGGUUACAGAUCAAAGCAGUAUUGCUGUAGCCUCUGCAAAUUUUCAACCAAGCUGCUUUCUUCAUUCAAAGGCCACUUGCAACGUUAUCAUGAAGAUGAGAAGGACCAGGAGCUCAUGUCAGCUUGCCCAAGUUGCCCAUUCACCUCACAAACAAAGAAUGUGAUAAAACACAUGCGGAUAUUUCACUCUAGUGUUCGUAAAGUUCCAUCAUCUACUGUAAAAGAGAGUCCAAAUAUGGUCAAUACCAUCAGAUUUUCUUGCGUAAAAUGUGCCUUUACUGACACCCUGUAUUACAGUAUGAAAAGGCAUGUUCUUAUGAGCCAUCAUCAUAGUGAACUAGAAAGUUACUUUGGCGAGAAAUCUGAGGAGGAAAUCAAAAGCGCCGCUGCAUUAAAAAUCAUUCAUGAUAAUAGAUAUUUUUGCAGAAAAUGCCAUUGUGUAACUAGUACUCCUGAUGCAUUGAUUUACCACAUUUUGACAGCUGACAAACACCGAGACCUGGAACAGAAAUUGCGAACUGACAUCUCUGACAUGAGCCGUUCAAACAUUAGAAGACCUUACAAAAGAAUGCUAGCUGCUGCAGCUCCUUCACUUAAACAGCAAGUAUUGUCUAAUUCUACACCUGUGGCUCCACCACCCACUCAAGAAGUACAGGUUGUUUCAAUUCCACAGAAUGGUCCUAAUCAACCUUUGUUGGGGGCAUCCAAUGCUCUUGUACCAAAUAUAGUAACAUCAAUAGCUUCUGUCUCAGAUCCUACUGGAAGUUUAUUAAAUAACACCUCUACUACAGUUGCCACCACUACUCAAGUUGGAUUUGUUACCUCUUCACUUUCUCAAAAUCAGAGCUUUACCCUUCAGGCUUCCCUUCCUCAAUCUGUCUUCCUGACGCCAAGAUUUUCUCUGAACCAGCCUAUCACUGCGACGGUGUUUCCUCCUGGGUGCAAUGUAGGUGGGCAGAUUAUCCGUGGUGCUCAAACUAGUGUGAGACCCACGGUUUUGCCUAUGAACCAAACAUUAUCGGGAGGACUGCUUCCUAUGACUCAAUCAACAACAGUUCUUACUUGUUCGCAGCCUUUACAAUCUAAUGUGAUCAAUUUGAAUCAGCCGAUGCAAUCUACAGUUUUUCCUGUGAAUCAGCAGCUAAAAUCUAACAAUCUUACAAUUGGUCAACCUGGUAUUUCCCAAAACACAUUUCUUACAGCCCCCAUAUUUAGACAGCUCAUUCCAACAGGAAAGCAAGUUAAUGGCAUACCCACAUACACCUUAGUAACAUUGCCUGUUGCCCCUUGUGCUAUACCUGCUGUUAAUCCACCAAAAGUGCCUAUUCAGCUGUCACAGCCCAAUAAAGUGGUUCAGGUUUCAACCUCUCCAGCCAGUGCACCAUCUCCACCAGUAGUCACACAGGCAAAAACCACACCACAACAGACUCAAAAUCUCACUCUUACUCUUUCUCAAUGCCCUAUUGCUGCGCCAGGUGUUUUAGGCAAAGAGGCGAAGCAAUGGAAGACGUGUCCAGUUUGCAAUGAGCUAUUCCCUUCAAAUGUCUAUGAGGUUCACAUGCAGAUUGCUCAUAUAAAAUCGGAAACUGGUCCUAGUAAGCAAAUCGCAACUUCCGCAAGCAAUGAAACAAAAGAAGCCGUAGUCAUAGCGGCACAAGCAUCAUAUUUGAAAGUGCUGAAAGGAAAAUCCAUCAGAUGUGUGACUUGUAAGAUGUGCCCACAAGAGGAAGAGGUGUUAAAACACUUGCUGAUGCAUGGUAUGAUCUGUCUAUACUGCAAAGCCGUUUUCCAUGAACUGAGAAACUUUGUCUAUCACAUGAAAAUCUUACAUGUAAGCAAAAAGAUAGUGCAUCCAGAUUUUGUCAAGAAAGGUAUCACAAUAUCAAGGGAUGCUAAAGGGGAUGUGCACUUCCCUCACUUUGACCUCGCCAUGUGCGUGUCCAGAGAGGAGCUUGGAGACAAAGACAUGCACCUUGCUGUAGUUGCUGGAGCUAAUGCGAACACUGCUACUACUAUUUAUAUUAAAAUACAACCUUCAGCGGAGUCAAGUAGCACAGCUGAAACGCAAUCUAAAUGUCGCUUUUGUAAUUACGUUUUAUCCAAAUCGGAGGUAUACGAGACACAUUUGAAAGAAAGGCACCAUAUCAUGCCCACUGUGCACACCAUAUUGAAGACUCCUGCUUUCAAGUGCAUCCAUUGCUGUGGUGUCUAUACUGGUAGCAUGACUCUGUCAGCAAUUGCAGUGCAUCUACAACGUUGUCGCAAUGCGCCAAAAGAUAGUACCUCUGGCGUGGAGUGUACUCCUGAAAAUAGUGCAGUGCCUAAAGGGCAGACGAGGGUCGGAACGCAUGAUUAUGCAAAAACAAAACUAGGUUUUACUGCAGAUUCUCAGGUUACCUCAAAUGAGACAAAAACUGGAGACCAGUCGCCCAUGCCUUCUAAAAGGAGGAGGAUAGAUUGCAAACCUGAUCAUUCAGAGGUGCCUGUUACAGAGGCAUCUCUUGAGAUGCUUGCGUUAAUUCCAGGUGCUUCUGCAACUGAAUCCCAAGAAUCUAAAAAGGCAUUUUUGUUUGAGUAUUUCCACAAAAGACCAUACCCCAGCAAGAAGGAAAUAGAAUUGCUGUCUACUGUACUGGAAAUGUGGAAGAGUGAUGUUGCUUCAUUUUUUGGUACAAGGCGAUAUAUAUGUAUGAAAUUUCUCCGAAGUCACAAACAACAAGUAAUUCUAGGAUUUAAAAUGGACGAACUUAAAAAAGUAAAGCAUGAUGUGGAAUUGCAAGAAGACUAUUAAACACAAACUAAAUUACCAGUAUCUUAUUCAAUAUAUAUUUUUACGCUUCUCCCUCCAUUCCUUUUAACAAAGCCAUGACUUUGCAGCACAUCAUGCACUUGGUGAGAGUUCCCACGUGGGAGUCUGAGAGAAUGGGGGGAAAAAACCUGCCGCACAUGUAAAAAUUCAGUUCACUUUGCCUUUUUCGUGGUCUAUUCCUAUUACAAUGCUCACGUUUCCAGUCUGGUAGUUCUGCACUAUUAUGUAAGCUUGUCAGUGUUGGCCAGAACACUCCUGUACCGGAAUAUUCUUUACUCCUUAUCUGGUUUUGUAUAUGGACAGGUGCGAUUUGUUUUUACAAAUAGUUACGUUACAUUUCUGUUUGACAUUUCUCACAAAUAGAUUAGUAAGAGGAAUUGUAUAUUUGGUGCAGGUCAGCUGUCUAUUGCGUAGCCUAACAUGCUGUCUAAGCAAGUGGUCAGACCUCAGCAGGGAAAUUUUGUUUUUCCCAGCCGGUCAGGUUCUAUAGCUGAACACACCCCUGAAUGUUAGACAGUAUUCAGAUGGUCUUUGGCUGGUUUGAUGUAGGUAUAUCAGGGUAAAGAAGACUGUAUUCUUAGGAUGCAGUAUGUGUCCUAGAGUAUUCAAUCUUUGAUGUACAUUUUAUGUAUAAUUUUGGUUUUGUUGUACAUAACAGCCCCUUCAUAUCUCAGAUUUAAAUGUGCUGUCUUGCUUUUUGUAAUUUAGGUGCAAUGUACAGACCUUUUUAAAACAAUGUGCUGCUCUUAAGAUGCACAGUUACUUGUAUUAAAGUUUUACAUAUAUCUGUCUUUCAUCUGAUAUUUGUGAUGCUGCCUAAUAGCAGUUCUACAAAUGGCAUUAUAACCAUUAUAUAAUUCAUCUUCAGACUUGUGGAGCACGAUGUAUGCAUCAUUUUGGGUGUACUUAACAAUACUUUUUUUUUUUUUUCCCAGUAUGGAAAUUAUUGUUCAGAUUUCUGCAGUUCAGUUUUUAAUGUGUGAUACAAAACACUUUUAUAUACAUAUAUAAAUAUUCUAUAAUUUAUUAGUAACUUUGGGAAAUCAGGACCCCUAGUUGUAGAAAGUGUGUAUGUAAAGUGCCAGUUCGGCUAAUUCAUUUCUACUUAAAUGUGUUAUGUCUAGUACAAAUGUUAACCAUGCCAAUUUGGACUUGCUUUUGUUUAAAAUAAACUUUUAAAACAUUUAA